AUUUCCGCCAUUCAAUCGUUUAGUGCGGUUGGAUUGGUUUGUAGUCUGAGUGAAGGAUCAAAAGAUUCGAAGGAUUGGUGUUUCAGUGAUCUUUUUUGUGACUGAAGGCAGGAUAAUGAGUGAGGUGCCAUGUAUAAGUUACAUGGCACUAUACAUCCUUUCAUUUCACAUACUUCAAAGCAAUUCAAGAACCUCAACUUUAUGGAAACUGAACAUCGAAGAAGACAAAAUCGUGGAAGCCAGUCACUUUCCCAGGAUUGUCACCUUGGCAGGGAUGUCUAAUGAGCAUGUUACAGAUGGUGAUCAAAUAUUUAAUAUUAUAACAUCAACGAUACAUUAUGGAAAAACUUGGACAAAACAAAGCUUGGAAUACUACUGUACAGACUGCCAAGCCAUAAACUACGGCAUAAAUGAUAAGUUUGGAAGCAAACCUUUAGAACGGGUGAACAACAAAACUAGUGUAUUUCAAAGUGGAUGGAAUUCGAAAACCAGUGCUUCUGAAACCACAAAUCAAGUCGUUCGUGAAAGUGAUGAAUAUUUAGACUGUGGAAAAUCAGUAAAUUUUACAUAUUAUGAUAAUCUGGUUGGAGUAGCAAAUAGACAUAAUCAUCCACAUGUACCUGAACCUCAAGUAGCCAUGAUAUUUAAAAAGAAAGGCACAAAGAAUACAGAAUUUGACGUGAAUGCACUAGAAAGAAAAUUAAAGAAAGCAAAGAGAGAGAAACCCAAGUCAAUCCAGCUUUAUAACCAGAUAGGGAAUUUCUGGAGAAUAAAAGGUGAUGCUCAGAAAUCAAUUGAGUGUUUCAGGCGAGCACUUGCAGUUUCUCCACAUAAUGCAGAAGUUCUGCUAAAUUUGGCCAGGGUGUUAUUUAACUUACAAUACCUAGAUGAUGCCAUCUAUCUCACUAGAAGGUCUCUUGAAGUUCAGCCACCAGAUAAGAAUGCUUGGCAGCAAUAUUUUACUCUAGGAGAAAUAUUCAAGGCUUAUGGUCAUUACCAAGAGGCAUCACUUCACCUCCGGCAUGCCCUGGAACUGAAGCCAGAGUUUGAACCAGCUCUUGCAGCACUUAAAGACAUGGAAUCCUUACCAGACACAACUAUUCAUAUUUAUACUCUGCUAAUCAUCAUAUGUCUGGUACUUGGAGUGCUGUUAGUGAUCUUGUCCUCUGUGGAUGGGAAUUUGGAAUCAGACUUCUCAGAGGUGAAGACUCAGCGCCAUUUCAACCGUGCCAUGGCCAUGCGCAGUCUCAAGAUGGGCAUAUCACCUCGAGCCCUCCGAGCCAAGCGUUAUGGUGGAACAGGGGGUGGAGGUGGCAGCUGUGGGUGAAACAAACUUGUCAUAUGGUUAUUUGUAGCACCACAAGGAUUUCAAAGUUGUUUUCAGAUAUUACAGUAACAUAUGACAGUAUGUUAUUUCUACCAGUACUUGAAUGUUCACAUAGUCAAUCACAAUAUUAAAUUGUACAAAUCCAUGGGUCUAGUUCAGAUGGAUAGAUGCCAAAUUCAGUUAUUUUAUUUUUGUAUAGUGGUGUGAUGGAAAAUAUUUGCAUUUUAUUUAAUGAUAUUGAUACAUGUAAAAGAACAGAAAGGCCUUUAGUCUUACUGUAGUGUGUAUUUAAAACACAAGUUAGUAUUUGUAGGUGUAAAAAGAAACACUGGUAUACAAAUUAACAGUGUUGAUGUUGAUAUUAUGUGUUACCUCAUUUCUGAAUAGUAUUUCUAUCGGGGUUCUGUUCUCUGUAGAAAUGUCUGUGUCUGUAAUUGGAAGAUAUUACUGAUAACACUUUUAAACCUUAAUAUUCAUAUUUAUUAAAAUAACUUUUAUUUUCACUUUAUUACUUUUAUCUUAAGUAAAAUUGUAUUCACUUAACAUAUGGUCUUGAUAUGAGAAUGGUUUUUAAAUAUUUUAUGGAUAUGCAUGCAGGAAGUGUACAAACACAUACUCACAUCACAUUUCAUUUUUAAUUGAAGAUUAACACAGAACAAGGGAAAAAGAAACAAAUGGCAUUCUCUGCAUAAUUUGUGUUCAUUCACUCUGAUAUAUUCGCACAAUAAGAAGCCAAGCUCUGAGUGGUAAGAAGUGUUCUUUUUAUUUGUUUCAAACUAGCAUUUCUUGUACUCAGGAAUACAAACACAGAAGCACUGGAAUGUUUUAGGGUUAGCAAUUAAAAGUAAUUUCCUCAGGUUUGUAGGACAUUAAAGUAAACUGUAAAAAUCUAAAUUCUUCUUGGCAUGUAAAUUCUUGACUGUCAUAAUUUAAUACACCAGAUGUGGGGUGCUGCCAGUAGGGGGGAUAUUUACUCAUUGUGAUAUUUUCAAAUGUGUGUACGUAUUGUCUCAGACACAAUGGUGCAUUUCAUUUCUCUAUCUUCCAGUCUGCUUUAACACUGUAUAGCCAUAGUUUUUACAGGAAGAACAAAAAAAGUUUUCUGCAUCUUUAAGUGUCUGUGAUAAGAGUAAUGCUAUAUUUGCUCAUUUAAUUGCCACUUGCUGUUUCUGCUCUAAUAAAACUGUUGUUCUUCUAAUACCUUCAUAACCAGUGUAAAUGGUUUGGACAGUAACUUGUUCGAGCCUGAACAUUGAAAUUACAUGAUUAGCAAAAUAAGAAUUUCACUAUGUAAAGAAAUGUUUAAAGUUUUCAUUUUCAGACAUGGACUGAAUGUUCUAAUUUAUUGUAAUGAAGUCUAAUACAAUAGAUUUUACAUAUA
Messenger RNA from Cryptotermes secundus, 2708 nucleotides. RefSeq lists its product as uncharacterized. Gene Ontology annotation, biological process: actin filament polymerization. NCBI's taxonomy places the organism in Eukaryota, Metazoa, Arthropoda, Insecta, Blattodea, Kalotermitidae. The record is from RefSeq and is a predicted model, not a curated record. Gene Ontology annotation, molecular function: protein binding. The transcript has 6 exons. Gene Ontology annotation, cellular component: cytoplasm; actin cytoskeleton. Bases 116 to 1327 code for a protein of 403 amino acids.